Messenger RNA from Triticum dicoccoides, 1062 nucleotides. Its product is annotated as BTB/POZ and MATH domain-containing protein 2-like. NCBI's taxonomy places the organism in Eukaryota, Viridiplantae, Streptophyta, Magnoliopsida, Poales, Poaceae. Gene Ontology annotation, molecular function: protein binding. Bases 1 to 1062 code for a protein of 353 amino acids. Gene Ontology annotation, biological process: protein ubiquitination. The transcript has a single exon. The record is from RefSeq and is a predicted model, not a curated record.
AUGUCCUUCGUGGGUGUAUCUGUGGUCGACGGCGGCGUGCUCCUGGGCUCUCCCAUCUCCCCGACCACCGCCGGCGCCAGCGGUUACCACUUGCUUGUCAUCGAAGGCUACUCGCGCACUCCAGCCCUGCCUUAUAGCGGUCCCAUCGAGUCUCGUUGCUUCACAGUCGGAGGCUAUAGGUGGUCCAUCUACUGCGAUCUCGUCGACAACGGCGGUUCCUUAUCACUCGGUCUUUUCCUGGACGUGAACCCUGCCGGUCUCGUUAAGGCACACGUCGAGUUUAGUUUUGCUGACGAGACCAACGAAGAGCCCGCCAGUAUCCAUGGCAGUGAAAUACUCGAGCUCCGCUGCGAUCAGUGCCAUAACGGGUUGAAGGACAUCGAAAUUGAGACCUUGAAGAAACGCCUCAGGGACGACAGUUUCACCAUCCGGUGCGACAUCGUGGUCCUAAAUCCCACAAGCAACACUUCUCAGUUCAUAGACGUGCCGCCGUCCGACAUGCAACGGAACUUCACCAACCUUCUGCUGUCCAGGGAGGGGACCGACGUGGCCUUCCGGGUCAGAGGCGAGACAUUCGCCGCCCACCGUUGUGUCCUGGCUGCCCGAUCUACCGUUUUCAGGGCGGCACUCUUCAGCCCAAUGAAGGAAGGAAUGUCGUCCACUGUCGCCGCCAUGCAGAUAGACGACAUGGACGAUGUGGUGUUCAAGGCAAUGCUAGGGUUCAUCUACGGCGAUGUGCUGCCGGCGGUGAAUGAGGAGGAGGACGAGGACGUCGUGUUGCUGCAGCACCUGCUUGUGGCGGCGGACAGGUAUGACCUCCGCAGGCUGAGGCUGAUGUGUGAGAAGAAGCUGCACGGGUACAUCGGCGUGGGCACUGUGACGAUCUUCAUUGCGCUCGCCGAGCAGUACGGCUGUGAUGGGCUGAAGAAGGCGUGCUAUGAGUUCCUACGGUGUCCGGACAACCUGAGGGCGGUGGUGGACACAGACGGCUUUGAUGACUUGUGCAGGAGUUGCCCCUCUCUUAUGAAGGACAUGAUCCUUGGCGUGCUACCGCCAAAGUAG